Messenger RNA from Hirsutella rhossiliensis, 1635 nucleotides. The record is from the annotation of a RefSeq genome assembly. NCBI's taxonomy places the organism in Eukaryota, Fungi, Ascomycota, Sordariomycetes, Hypocreales, Ophiocordycipitaceae.
AUGCAAAGCUGGCUUCUGUGCGAAUCACCUAUAAAUGGUGCUUCUGAUUUUUUUUCAAAAAAAAUAUGCUGCAUGAAUAAAGAGAGCGGCCAAAACCAUAAAACAAUCAUGAAAAUAUUUAACAAUAACUUGAAUAAUAAUUCUAAGAUAAUUGCUUUAAGAAGAAAACGAGGAGAUAUAGGAAAAAUAAAAUAUUUACCUUCUUUUUCUAAAGAAUGGAAAAACAUUGUUUAUUGUUAUAAUAAAAAUAAUUUAAAAAAUAUACCAGUUAAUAAUGUAAAUAUUAAUAAAAUAAUUAAAAGUUAUUUUAAUUUAUAUUUCAAAAAUCAUAAAUUCGUAGGUUCUAAAAAAUUUAUAUUACUUAAAAGAAGACGAAAUUUUUUAAGAAGAAUAUAUGUGAGUAAUGCGGAAAUUAAACAUACAAAUAAUAAAGCAAUAAUUACUUUAUAUACUGUAAACAGAGAAAGCCUAAUAUUAAAAGAAAAAUAUUUAAAAAUAAAUAAAAAAGUUAGUAAAAAUUUAAUAAAACGUUUUUUAUUGUUAUAUAAAAAAAAUGUUGCUUGCUCCGUUUCCGACCAAAGCAGUAGAAUAUACGAAAUAUUCCAUAAUUUUAGCCUUAAAAACAAUAAAUAUCUAUACGAAUAUACUUUUUCAGCUGAUCGACCAAUACCAAAAAAAAUUUUUUUAAAUUAUAAAUUAAAAUACUUAAACAAAUUUAUAAAAUUCCAAAAUAUUUAUUUGAAAAAAAUAUGAAGUCUUAUUAUUAGUAAAUAUUGAAAUACAUAUUUGAAAUUAUUAAGAAAAUAUGACUUAAUGUAUUCUCUAAAUAAGUAUAAAUUUAAUAAACAAAUAUUUUUACCUAUUUUAAGCAAUAUAUUAAAUAAAAUAAUAAGAAAAAAAAUAGAAUAUAAUAUAAUAAAUUUGAAAUCUAUUGCAUAUAAUACAGAUCUUUUUACUAAUGCUUUAGCUUUAAAAUUAAAAAGAAGAAAAAAAAUUGCCAUUAUGAAAAAUAUGUUUAGUAUAUUAAAUAGAGCUUAUUUACCAAUCGUUGAUACAAUAAGAGCUUGCAGAUCUCAUAGGGGAUAUAGCCGCUCCUCUUUAUACAAUAAAGGGGAUCCCUGUUACAAAGCAGCAGGGAUAGGAAGUCUACACUCACAAGCUCAAAAUAUUAAUUUAUUUUUAAAUGCUCCGCAUGAAUAUAAAGAUUUAAAAUUAAUUUCUAUUUUAAAUAAUACUGCUGCUUCAGGGUAUACGUACCAUUCGGAUCAGAAAGAACAAAUAGGUGCGUUACUAGGUAGCAGAAAAAAUAUGCAGCUGAAAAAUUUUGAUAAAUUAUUAGGUGAUUGUUUUAAUACUAAGCAAAUUCAUAAUACAAUAUACAAUUCUAUAGGUUAUAAAAACAUGAGAGGUAUAAGAUUAGAAAUUAAAGGUAGAUUAACUAAACGUUAUAGAGCAGAUCGUUCUAUAUAUUCACUAAAAUGAAAAGGAGGAUUGAAGAAUGUAGAUUCAUCCUUCAAAGGUUUAAGUUCCGUUUUAUUUAGAGGAAAUUCUAAUUCAAAUGUAUCUUAUUCAAUAUAUAACUCAAAACGUCGUAUUGGAGCUUUUGCUGUAAAAGGUUGAAUAAGUGGUGCUUAG